Messenger RNA from Tripterygium wilfordii, 1539 nucleotides. RefSeq lists its product as uncharacterized. The coding region runs from base 1 to 1539 and encodes 512 amino acids. The record is from RefSeq and is a predicted model, not a curated record. Lineage: Eukaryota; Viridiplantae; Streptophyta; Magnoliopsida; Celastrales; Celastraceae. Gene Ontology annotation, molecular function: RNA-DNA hybrid ribonuclease activity; nucleic acid binding. The transcript has 7 exons.
AUGCUACGGUUGGGGUUUACUGAGAAGUGGUGUGGCCUAAUUAUGAAAUGCGUUAGCUCAAUCUCAUAUUCAUUUCUCAUUAAUAGGGAAGUUGUUGGAAAUUUAAUCCCUACUCGAGGCAUUCGUCUAUCUUCGAUCCUCUCUCAGGCAAGAAAUACUGGACUGCUUAGAGGAAUCAAAGUGGCUCGGGCUAGUCCCUCGGUAUCCCACCUAUUUUUUGCUGAUGAUAGUUUAAUAUUCUGUCGUGCUACCGUAGAUGACUGCAACAAUGUUAAGACUAGUCUAAGACUGUAUGAGAAAGUCUUAGGCCAACUGAUAAAUUAUACGAAGAGUGCUCUUUCUUUCAGUCCUAAUACAUCUAGACAUAAUGUCAAUUUAGUGAAGAAUAUUUUUGGCAUGCCAGUAGUGAAUCGACAUGAUUACUACUUAGGUUUGCCUACGAUUACAUUGUGGAACAAGAGCAUGCACGUUGGAGGGCAUGUGCGCAAUAUUGGUGGGGUGGUUCAGAAGAUAAGCGGAAGCUUCAUUGGAAAAGAUGGGAGAAACUUAUGUGAGCACAAGAGUAAGGGACGAUGUAAUCCUUCUUUCACUUGGCGGGGUCUUUUAUGGGGACGAGAUUUAUUGAGCCAGGGUACUCGGUGGGUGGUAGGCAAUGGGGAGCGGAUCAAACUGUAUGACGAUAGAUGGUUGCCUACUCCACGGUCUUUCGAGGUGGUUUCUCUCAAAAAUUUGCAUCCUGACAGUUAUGUAUCUUGCUUAUUAGAUCAACAUGGCCAAUGGGAUGAGGCUCUUGCACGGUCAAAUUUUCUGCAAUUCGAGGCAAAGAUCAUCUUGGGUUUACUACGGCCUGCCCGACGGAUUGAAGACAGAUUGUCUUGGCACUCCGAUAAAAAAAAAAGGACAUAUUCUAUCAGAAGUGCUUAUUAUCUCUCAAUGGAUUUGAAACACAUGGUUCCUUCCUCUUCAAUUGACUGGAUGAAAGUUUUGUGGAAGUGGUUAUGGGCUCAACAAUUGCCUCCAAAGUACUAUGCAUUAUCUAUUCCAUUGUGCUGGUAUAAGGCCGGCUUGGAAGAAAUGCUGAUUUUGGGAUGUUCUACCUGCCAUCAAACUGGAGUUCAAAGUCUUAAGGUUGAUAGGGAGACCCGAUGGAAACCUCCACCUCCAGUGGCUUCUGCAGUCCCAGUAGGUAGGUUGCAGUCUGUGGAGAGUGUUGAACUUUAUGCAAUUCGCAAAGGGGCCAGGUUGGCUACCAGUUGUGGGUUGAUGGAUAUCACGGUUAUUAGUGAUGCUAAGGGAGCCAUAGACAAGAUUAACUCGCUUGAGAUUGGCCUUAAUGAAGAUGGAUCACUUGUUCAAGAAAUUAGGGAUUUCUUUGUCUCUUUGAAGUUUAUGUUUAGUCCAAGAAACACCAACAAGGUAGCACAUUGUAUUGCACAAUUUGCUUUGAGUUCUCCAAUUCCGUAUGAAUGGAGAUUGUCUUAUGACCCUACUUGGCUCAAAGAGGUUGUAACGGCAUAUCUUCUGUCAAAUUCUAGCUAA